AUGGUGGAAGAUCGGAAAUAUCUUCUAUCGAGGGUUUUCUCAAGCUCUCGUCCUUCAGAAUCCAAGUGGCCUUACAUGUAUCCACAAGGAGAAGGAGAAGAAGAAGAAGAAGAAGACUCUUCUCAAUCUAAGCUCACCAAUGGCAAAAGAGCAUUAGACGAUGCCGAUGACGAUAUCGAGCUCAGACAAAUCAAGACUCCCAAAUUGACGAGAUCUUCAAUUCACGGAAACGAUGAUGCCAACAAUGACGAUGGAGAUUCGCUUAUCAACGACAUCGGGAGAGACAAUUCGAUCAGCUGCUUGAUCCGUUGCUCGAGGUCCGAUUACGGCUCAAUCGCAUCUCUAAACCGGAGUUUCCGGUCUCUGGUUAAAUCCGGUGACAUUUACAGGCUCCGAAGGCAGAACCGGAUCGUCGAGCACUGGGUUUACUUCUCCUGCCAGCUCUUGGAAUGGGUCGCUUUCAAUCCCGUCGCGAGACGAUGGGUGAAUCUUCCUACAAUGCCCUCAGGCGUCACCUUCAUGUGCGCCGAUAAAGAAUCGCUCGCCGUCGGCACCGAUCUGCUCGUUCUAGGCAAAGACGACGACUCCUCUCACGUGAUUUACCGAUACAGUCUUUUGACCAACUCCUGGUCUUCAGGGAUGAGGAUGAAUUCUCCGAGGUGUUUGUUCGGGUCGGCGAGUCUCGGAGAGAUCGCGAUCUUCGCCGGCGGUUGCGAUUCUCUCGGGAGGAUCAGUGAUUCCGCGGAGAUGUAUAACUCGGAGCUGAAGACUUGGACGACGCUUCCGAAGAUGAACAAGCCGAGGAAGAUGUGUUCGGGUGUGUUCAUGGACGGGAAGUUCUACGUGAUCGGAGGAAUCGGAGGGAGUGAUUCGAAAGUGCUUACCUGCGGGGAGGAGUUCGAUUUGGAGACGAGGAGAUGGACGGAGGUUCCGGAGAUGUCGCCGCCGAGGAGUAGGGAGAUGGCGGCGGCGUCGGCGGGGGCGCCACCGCUUGUGGCGGUUGUGGGUAAUGAGUUGUAUGCGGCGGAUCAUGCUGAUAUGGAAGUGAGGAAGUAUGAUAAAGAGGGGAAGAAGUGGUUUACGUUGGGGAGGUUGCCUGAGAGAGCUGAUUCGGUUAACGGUUGGGGAUUGGCGUUUAGAGCUUGCGGCGAGAGGUUGAUUGUGAUUGGUGGGCCUAGGAGUUCUGGUGGAGGGUUUAUUGAGUUGAAUUCUUGGAUACCGUCGGCGAGUGAUCGGAGUCCGCCUGUGUGGACGUUGCUCGAUAGGAAACAUUCGUCGAAUUUCGUAUACAAUUGUGCGGUUAUGGGUUGCUGA
Messenger RNA from Microthlaspi erraticum, 1314 nucleotides. The record is from the annotation of a GenBank genome assembly. Lineage: Eukaryota; Viridiplantae; Streptophyta; Magnoliopsida; Brassicales; Brassicaceae.